Messenger RNA from Centrocercus urophasianus (Greater sage-grouse), 8705 nucleotides. RefSeq names its product mitogen-activated protein kinase kinase kinase 2 (gene MAP3K2). Gene Ontology annotation, molecular function: ATP binding; protein binding; protein kinase activity. The record is from RefSeq and is a predicted model, not a curated record. The transcript has 18 exons. The coding region runs from base 925 to 2799 and encodes 624 amino acids. Lineage: Eukaryota; Metazoa; Chordata; Aves; Galliformes; Phasianidae. Gene Ontology annotation, biological process: protein phosphorylation.
AUGUUCAGGGUGCACAGAAUUUCUGGAAGAAAAUGCACCCUUUGCAUAGCAAGUGUAGUAGCCCUUUGCAUUUAAGUCAAAUUAAUUUGAGAGGUUUUUCUAUGUUCAGAAGUCUUAACCCUGUUUAACUGCACUUAAAUUAUUAGGGAAACUGAAUUUCACAUUUGACUAUGAGCUUCUAUGACAUAUUAAAUGUAGAUUUACCACUAAAUGGAAGUGACUUAAUGAAACAAUUGCUUCUAUUUGUAAAUUCUUGUUCUUUACAGGAUUUGAGCACAAAGGUAGAAAUAUUUUUAACUUGCAAAUCUCUUUAACUUUGGAGUGUGAAUAUUCAUGAGGGGGGGAGUUUAUAAAUAUUGGUGAUGAAAUGCAUCACUUUUGCCUGUGAAAUAGAACAUCAGGAAGGGUGGCAUUCUCUGUUGUGGAAGAUGUGUUCAGCUUCCUUGGCAUAAGCUGCUUCACAGGUAAGAGCUGUAACAAAUUUUGGGCUGCUCUGAGUAAAAGGAACUUCUAUUUGACCUUGUCUUCUUCAAUCUCCAGGCAAAACAAUAGAUGUCUUCAGAUCUAAGCCAGUUCUUUAGAAGAGGCUUCUUCCCGUGUGUCCUUUUCUUCCCUGACAAGAAGCUGAAACAGCCAGUGUGUGUGGAGCCAUAAUGCACUGCAGGUGACUGCAAUAGGAGACAUACUCAGAACACUCUAGAGAUCUCAAGUGUGGGCUUCUAGGUGGAAAGGUGUAAUAAAGAACUGUUUGCUCUGUCUUUUGGCAUCAACCUGACAAUGAUGGUGUACUUGCAUUGGAAGUAGAUGGAAUUUCAGAAAUCCUCCUGUCAUGGAAAGACAGAGCUGCAUAGGAACCAGGAAAUAAAAUAAUGCUAACGAGACAACCGCAUCCCUGAAGUUCAGGUUUUCAGGCUCGCUGCCAUUAUGGAUGAGCAGCAAGCUUUGAAUUCAAUCAUGCAGGAUUUGGCUGUGCUUCAUAAGGCCAGUCGUCCUGCACUGCCCCAGCAAGAAACAGGAAAACCAAAGUCAUCUUCACCUAAAAAACAGAAUGAUGUUAGAGUCAAAUUUGAACAUCGAGGUGAAAAAAGGAUACUCCAAUUACCCAGGCCUGUCAAACUUGAAGAUCUUGUAGCUAAAGCUAAGGUUGCGUUUGGACAGACUAUGGAUUUACAUUACUGCAAUAAUGAGCUUGUAAUUCCAUUAACCACACAGGAUGACCUGGACAAAGCUGUUGAACUGCUUGACCGUAGUGUUCAUAUGAAGAGUCUCAAGAUAUUGCUUGUAAUACAUGGAAAUACACAGUCACCCAGUGUAAAUAAUGUGGAACCCCUACCCUCACUGGAAGAUUUAGAUAAUACAGUGUUUGGUGUGACAGAAAGAAAAAGGAGGCUUUCUGUAUUAGGUUCUAAUAAUCGUGACAGAAGUUCACCUCCCCCAGGAUACAUUCCAGAUGAGCUGCAUCAGGUGGCUCGAAAUGGGUCGUUCACCAGUAUCAACAGUGAGGGUGAAUUCAUUCCAGAAAGCAUGGAUCAGAUGCUGGAUCCACUGUCUUUGAGCAGUCCUGAAAAUUCUGGCUCAGGAAGCUGUCCCUCACUUGACAGCCCUUUAGAUGGAGACAACUAUCCCAAAUCUCGGAUGCCGAGAGCACAGAGCUAUCCAGAUAAUCAUCAGGAAUUCUCAGUAGAUUAUGAUAUCCCAAUAUUUGAGAAGUUUGGAAAGGGGGGAACUUAUCCCCGCAGAUACCAUAUUUCAUAUCAUCAGCAGGAUUACAAUGAUGGUCGUAAAACCUUUCCAAGAGCCAGGAGGACGCAGGGGAACAGCUUCCGGUCACCCGUUAGUUUCAGUCCCACUGAUCACUCGCUGAGCACCAGCAGUGGGAGCAGUGUCUUCACACCAGAGUACGAGGAUAACAGGAUGAGGAGGAGGGGGAGCGACAUUGACAAUCCUACCUUGACAGUCAUGGACAUCAGCCCACCCAGUCGCUCACCACGAGCUCCAACUAAUUGGAGACUUGGCAAACUGCUGGGUCAAGGUGCAUUUGGCAGAGUGUAUCUGUGUUACGAUGCUGAUACCGGAAGAGAACUGGCUGUUAAACAAGUGCAGUUUGAUCCUGAUAGUCCAGAAACUAGCAAGGAAGUAAACGCUCUUGAAUGCGAGAUUCAGUUGCUGAAAAAUCUGCUGCAUGAGAGGAUCGUUCAGUAUUACGGCUUCUUGAGGGACCCGCCUGAAAGAACACUCUCUAUAUUCAUGGAAUACAUGCCAGGGGGGUCCAUCAAAGACCAAUUAAAAUCAUAUGGAGCACUCACAGAGAACGUGACUCGCAAAUACACACGGCAGAUCCUAGAAGGAGUUCUCUAUUUGCACACAAACAUGAUCGUCCAUCGAGACAUUAAAGGAGCAAAUAUUCUGCGAGAUUCAGCAGGCAAUGUGAAGCUGGGUGACUUCGGUGCCAGCAAACGACUGCAGACCAUCUGUCUGUCUGGUACAGGAAUGAAGUCUGUCACAGGAACUCCGUACUGGAUGAGUCCAGAAGUUAUCAGUGGAGAAGGGUACGGCAGAAAAGCAGAUAUCUGGAGCGUAGGUUGUACAGUGGUAGAAAUGCUCACUGAGAAGCCCCCAUGGGCAGAAUUUGAAGCAAUGGCUGCCAUCUUUAAGAUUGCCACUCAGCCAACCAAUCCCCAGUUACCACCUCAUGUCUCAGACCAUGCUCGGGAUUUCCUGAAAAGGAUUUUUAUCGAGGCCAAGCUGCGACCAUUUGCAGAUGAACUGCUAAGACACACAUUUGCACACUAUCACUAACAGCCUGCCUCAACUCAGCUUGCGUCUGCUGCAUUUAUUUUCUAUUUGACUGCACUUUUAUUUUUUAUUUUUUACAAAAAGGAGAAAAAAGACAAGAGAGAGAACGUGUUCUCUUGAAUCUUUGUUUCACUUAGAUUGUAAACAAUCUAAAUUUUGUAACUAAAAUGAGAAUCUUCCCUUCCCUGCUCCCACCGGGACUAGAACUUCUUGUUUCUAUAAUGUACUGAUGUGGUUCAUGUAGAUAAAGCACUUUAGUACACGUUUGUUCCUUAUUUAAAGAGGGAAAAAUAAUAGAAAUGAUUGGACAGUCAGGAACUGCGUGACUUUUUUUCUGACACCGCUGACUGACUCAGGGUGCAGGGAAAAAGACACGCAGCCAGAGGACAAGAAGGUGCUCCUCUGUGAUCGUUUGUUACGUUACAGGUACUUGCAGCAGAGAGUUCUAAGUUCUUAUAUUUUAGCAAUUUAAUGAGUUUCUGCAUUGUGUAAUUUAAGUGGGAUCACGUGGUUCUGGGAGUUAAUUAUAAAGCUGGAAGAACUUGGAAUUCUUUGUACGAAAGCGUGUCUUGACUGGUACUUCUGUGUGACCAAAAAGAAAAUAACAGUAACAAAAAAGAACACUGAUGAGAUAAGUUCUAGAGCAAAAUCUCUAUCAUAUAUUCUGAACAGGAAAAGAAUUACAGGUAAACAGAUGAUGGACCCGAUCCUAGGAACUGCUGUACUGCAAGGGGAAUGUUUCCAUAAUAGAAAAGAGUCAGCUGUUGGAUGUAAAUAUUUAGGAGAAUGUCUCCUGCUGUAUCUGCCAAAGAAAAUCCUCUGUUACAUACACUUGCAGGGAGACUAUCAUGUUAGAUAAGAAAUAUUAGAGGUGUUGAGAGAGAAUUCUCCUCCAUGAUGCCGUGAAUGUCUGGGGGAAAGAGAGUGGCUGAUCCUUCUGCAGUAUGAGUUACACGAUUCAGAACGAUCCGUAGCAAACAACGCCUUCAAAGCUGUUGAGGGGCGCUAGGAUGGAAUGUAUGUCAACAUCAAGUGCCUAAAGAAUAUAAAAUCCUUCCCCUUAUGCACUGUAAGCAUUGGUUUAGUAACACAGUUCAGUCAUCUAGGAUGUGUUAAAAAUUCCUAAAAUAAAAUUGAACUUAUUUUAGCACCAGGAAUAAAUCACAGAGAAGAAAGACCCUGCUUUAUUUUUCAUAAGGUAACGAUGAUCAAGGAGGCACAGCACAAAGCUGUGUGAAGGAGAGGCCCGAAGCACAGAGCCCCAGCAAUCGAAUAGCAUGAGCGUGCUUAGUCCAGCCUGGUAACCCAGCUAUUGGUGUUCUUCAGCUUUCCAACUGUCAUGAAUUCAACAUUAAUCAACUUUUUCUUUUUCUCAAAGAAAAUAAUAAAAGAACAAAGGAGAAACUCUGAAUUGGAGCUUCUCAGUCGAGAAAUGCUGGUACUGAUCAGAGGUAGUUAGUAACUGAAUUUUAUAGCAGAAAAGUCAAACUUUCGUAUUUCUGUGGAACACAACAUAAGUAACUUAAAAAGGAAUUUGGAAAUAAACAAUUGGACUACGGAACUGAGUUAAUGUAUACUGUUUGGAUGAUUCAUUGUUUGCUUUUGCUUUAUAAAAACAGACCAGGCUGAGACUGUGACCCUUGUCCACUCUGACAGGACCGCAUUAUUGUCCCCAGGCUCUGCUCUGUUUGACAUCUUUAGGGGAAUAGAAGAAUUAUGAAGUGCAUGGAGGCAGAGUAGUAAAUUUACCCACUCUCACUCUAAUAAACUCAUGGGAGUUCUGCAAUUGUUCUGCUAACUUCCAAAUUUGGUAUGUGAGCUUAAGUAGGAAUGUGAAUCUAUCCUAGCUGCUUUGCCUGUAGAGGAGGAAGAAUGAGUUCUUGGCCGUCUCCUCCGUGGCUGAGUGGUGCUCUGUUCCAUUUAUUAGAGCUAUCCCUGACUUCAACCUUUGUCUGUCAGGGGACACAACCAUGCAAGGUUUUCCGAGUGUGGAAAGACAAUCCUGACCAGGGAAGAUUUAGAAAGCUGAAAGGAAAGUCUGCUUCUGCUGACUGACUGGAUAAAAGCUAUGAAAGCAGAUUGUGGGAAGAAUUUGUGCAUGCUCUGCUGUAAAGGACCUUUGCUUUAUAAACAACGUUUAAUGAAAGCAAUGGAGGGAGGUUUAACACAGGGCCUAGUUUAUGUAGCUAAUUUAAAGAUCAGAUAAUUGAAAUGAUUACUUUCAAGCUGAUCAGGAGGGUACCAAGACCAAGUUGAAAGUACAUGGAGAGAAAUCAGUUGUGGACAGUGAUAUCUGCAAAGGCAAGGAAACUCUGUAUUACCGACAAAGGACUUUAAAGGGAAACAACCAGGUUUACCUGUAACAUUCUGAACAUUUCAAGAUGCUCUUCUAAAAGGAAACUGCACUCUCUGAAGCUUGAAAAUUUUCAGAAUCCUCUUUUCUAAUAGAGUCCUUUUUGUGAGACAGUGCUGGCUCAUGUGUGUUGCAAUAUCACUUUCUCAUGAUCUUAAUACUGAACAAUCAAAGUCACUGCUUUUGUGCCUUGUCUAAAAGUGGCAUUCAGUCAUGACAGUGGUAAGCGUUUUGGAACCUGGAAAAAAAGAAAGAAAGAAAAAAAAAAACCGAUUUGCAGAAUGCAUUUCUCUUGAAAUAUCCAAAAACUGCUGAUGUGGAGACAGCACUUUUAAAAUGAAGAUGGCUUGUGGCAGUUCCAGCAGUUUUAGCACAAUGUUACAAACUUAGCCAGAAUUAGGCCUGAACUGUUUUAUUUACCCUACUGACCUAAGAAACUUGCAGGAAAUUGAGGUGAUGAUUACCAUACAUACUUUGAGCUAGGAGCUAAACCAGACUUUGACCAAGAGGUUUGCUAAUACUCAGACCCUUGCAUGUUGUACUUCAACACUGUUGCGCUGGGGUGAUGUAGGAAGCCAGUUUGCAUUAAAUAAUGUUAUACAUCUGUAUGUGGUGUCUGCAAAACACUUCACUGACUACUGGCAUGAUAAUGAACAAAACUUAAUUCUGACAUUUCUGAGGACGCGUGGAACGGCGUGCUUACAGCUCCGUUGGCAGAGGUUUGCAGAAACAAAAUCCCUUCUCACCACUUCUGGUGUCUUACUAGUGAAGAUAGCAGCAUUUUAGAGUCCUCAGUUGUUCUUAGUUGUGAAGUCCAAUAACCAGAUAAUGCCAGUGAAAGUGACACUGCUGCAGGGUUACGUUUUGCUUUUCUGUAAAUGCUGUUGUGAAGCUGUGCUCCCCAAAAGUAAGAAUCCAGGUUCACAGUGAGUGCAGAGGACUGACUGACCUGCUGAGGAGUUUUGGUAUCGUGUCUCACAUAUUAAGGAACAAAAGUUCAGCUGUUUCUCUAAUAUUGCUUUACUGGUGUAACUGUCAGUCCUGUCAAACUAACUGUGCUGGUAGAGCGGGACUGAAAGCUUCAGUCAUAUCACAGCAAAUUGUUGCAUUUUUAAUUUGGGUGAUGGAAAUAUCUGUGCCAGGGCUUACUAGAUCCAUAUCUUGUUAAGUGAAUAGGUAAAUGUACAUCGACUUCUUCUGUUGACAGCUUAGUCUUUAUUAGCUUGAUUUGCAGUUCUCAUUGUAGCUUAACAGCCUUUUCAGUGUAACAGAAUGGAAAGUUACUACUUUUCUCAGCUUUUCCCAGUUGAAGUUGGGCUUUGAUGAUCCUUACAGGUCCCUUCCAACUCAAAUGAUUCUAUGAUUCUACGAUUCAGCUGUAUGCCUUAAUUGUAUCCAUAUUGUAAUAUCACAUCGAUAUGCUAUGGCUGUCAUACAAUUCUGUGUCACCAAAUCGGUGUUAGAGAAUACCCUGAAGUGCCUCAAGCAGGUUUCCCUUAACUGUGUUGGAAAGCAUGCUUUAGUUAUCACUGCAUCAGACUUCUAAAUUGAGAACUUUUAAAAGCGUUUUUUGGAGUGCUUCCAACUCGAGCACAGGUUUCAGAUGGGCACGUUGGAGGCUGUAGACUGCUAUGCAGACCAGAAAAUGACUUUUCUCUAGCUUACAGCAGUGCUGUCACAGCUGGGAUUCGGCCUUCCAGCUCUGGGUACCAGACUCUGGUUUUCCUCUGGACUUCAUAGUGGAUGUGAAACUAUAGCUGGUACAUCUGUAAAUGUGGUGCUGUAUUAAUGGCUGUCUACUUUUGGUGCACAGGAGCAUUAUCUGCCUAAGCAAAUCAACAGAUCUCUCAGCGAGGCUGAUGUUGUCCUACUAAAUUACUGCCCGUUUCUUUUUGGAUGAUGCCAAUCCUGCCGUUGUCCUGACUGAAAGCCGCCUUGCAGCGCCCAUGGGUGCAUGCAGCAGGUGUAGCUGGCAGACAGUAGCAGACAGCACAAAGCAGUGUGUGACUGCAGCUUCAGAGACUUGAGCAAAUUGGUCAGAGAUACAGUUAGUUAUUAGUUUUAAAUCUUUAAAAUCUGUCCUGCGUAUAGAAAAGCGUAACUUGUGUGCUGUAGUGUGAGUCCAUAACGGUGUUUCUGGAAAAGCAAAGUAUUACUGCCAGGGCUAUUUCCUCCUGCUGGUAACUUACUGUCUUGUGUCAAUGACAAGUCUGUAGUGUACAACCAUAUAGGAUUACCAAAGCUUUUCUAUUCCCAUAGACAGAGUCACAAGUGACAGUCCAUGGGUUAGUACUGCUACUUGUGGGCACGCAUAUAUCCACCAGGUACUGGUACACAGUGACAGACACUUCCAUAUUUAAAAGAUUGGUGUUAGAUGCUGCUUUGGUGUGCAAAAUUCACGCACCGUUAAAAUCAAGGGUUUGGUGUGGUGGGUUUUUUUUUUCCUUUUUUCUUUUUAAACUCUUUUUAAAUUAAUCAUAUUGUUGUUAUUCUGAAAGAAAUGGAUGAGAGGGGUGACUAAACCUGCAGGCUGUGACCUGCACUGCUGUGUGCCACAGCAUCUCUGAGCUGCUGGGAAGCAGCCUUACAUGAGAUCCAGAUGUCACCCACAGCCACAUGGGUGCGGGGGCAGAACUGCCACCAAGCUGGCUUCUAAAUCAAUACUCUUGAUCAGGAACAAAGCAACUCCUUUCUCUUUUUAUUUUCCCCACUUGGCCUUCCUAAUUGGCGUGACUUAACACUGCUGCGUGGUGGCCACUGAAAGCUCCCAAGGAGGCUUUGAGCCAACCUGCAGCUUGUGCGCCCGGCCCGUGCCUCAUCCUGCAGCUGCAGUGAGGAGCCGUGCUGUGCAGGGCUGCAGCUCCAGGGCAGGGCUGUGCAGGGCCCUGCUGCCCGGGGGUGGCAGUGCAUGGGUUUGGUCUGUCAGAGGUACAUCGUGUACUCUGGGGGCAGGCAGAAUGGAGGAGGUCACAUUUCUCAUGUUCCAAAGGAGCAGUGCUAGCAGUCUCGCUUUGGCUAGACCUUAGGUUUUUGUGAACUUACCUUAAAGGGAGAGGAACUGGAUUAAUAUACAUGAAAAUUGUAUCUCAUGGUUCAGUCCUUGCUCUGAGUCCAGUGAUGAGGAGUGGAGGUCAGGGCCCCUGUCGGAAGAUACGAGGACACUUCACUCCAAAGUGGAUACUCCCAGGAAACACUUCAGAGGUUUCUCUUACUCCAAUCACAGCCCAUCCUUUUCCUGAAAGGUUAUCCCACGUGGGUUUAAAAACGAGGGUUAUGUUUUGGCUGCUGAGCAGGCGGUAGGCUGUCAGUUCCCAGUGUUGGUUUCUCAUCCUACCAGCUUACAGUUGGUAUCAGCCCUCCAGUCCCACAGUCCAUUACAGCCUCACCUCUGUCAUCUCAGCCCUCCCGCAGUCAUACGAUGGAGAAUCACUGUAAAUACAUGGAGGAGACGUAGAUCAGUCGGAACGUAGACUUUGUUUUCAUGAAGCUAUGAAUAAAACUUUGUAAAUUUCUCUUGUACAUUUUUACGUAGCCAUUAAAUUCUCUAUUUAAUCUA